Dicentrarchus labrax (European seabass) is the source of this 4279-nucleotide messenger RNA. RefSeq names its product euchromatic histone-lysine N-methyltransferase 2 (gene ehmt2). Gene Ontology annotation, molecular function: p53 binding; zinc ion binding; protein-lysine N-methyltransferase activity. The record is from RefSeq and is a predicted model, not a curated record. NCBI's taxonomy places the organism in Eukaryota, Metazoa, Chordata, Actinopteri, Moronidae. The coding region runs from base 59 to 3724 and encodes 1221 amino acids. Gene Ontology annotation, cellular component: nucleus. The transcript is spliced from 28 exons.
GGGGGGGCUUGGGCGAUGACGCGGCACGUUCAUAUGCGUCGGUCGUCAUCCGGGAAACAUGUCGGCUUCUGAGAGAACGACAAAGGAGCCUCCUGAAGGAAAUGACUCAGAAACACCAGCAGAGUCAUUAGCUGGACCAAGUAAUGUAAAGAAAGAUAAUGCAGCCUCCACCUCAGCCACUGUUGCCAAGAAGACUGAGCCUAUGGGUGGUAUGCCAUCAAUGUUGUCAUCGCAGCAGCCGGGGAAGGGCGCUUCCAGAGCUGUAGAGGAGGGAGAGAAAUGGUCACCUGCCUCCUCCCCAAACAAACUUGCUGCAGGACACGCAGCAAAGUCCCUUCCAUCAAUGUCCUCCUCUUCGUUAUCCUCCUCUCCUUCUACGUCUUCCACGUUGUCCCCUGGCCGAGCAAAGAUGAGUGUUUCUGGGCCUGGUAGCAGUAAAUCCGUCCCGGCACCUGCUCCUUCCUCCUCCUCCUCCUCCUCUUCGUCCUCUUCCUCCUCCUCUUCCUCCUCUGUCACAGCUUCCUCAUCUCCUUCGGUCUCUCCUUCCCCACCCAAGAUCCACCGGGCCCGCAAGACUAUGAACAGGCCUCCACCAGGGCAGAUAAGCCACAUUGAGACACCUGUGACACCUUCAGCAUCUUCUGCCUGCCUUUCCUCCGACUCUGAAACUGUUGCAAAAAGGAGAAAAUUGGGUCAUUUAUCUGACGGCACACCUGCGAAGUCUGAGGACGUUCCAGACAAUGUUCAAACUGUGGAAGAAACAUUAUUCCAUAAAAAAGUGGAACCUGUUACCAAGACUGCACCAGAGAAGAGCAACGGCAGUGUGGGGAAGUUACAGGAGGAAACAAUUCAGGUUUCCAAUCCGUCCAUGCAAGAUUCAGAAAAGUUUGAAGAUAGUGGGGCCGAAACAAAGCAGCACACUGAAGACAUAGAGGGGUCAGUGAACAUGUCAGAUCAUAGUUCAGAGGUUGAAACGCAGAAAGCCGCUCAGAGUAGAAAUGAGAGCGAGGAGUCUUCAUGGCCGCAGUCAGACCAGGACAAAGAGAGAAACACAGUUGAUGUGGUGGAGACAGUGGGAGCUGGUAGGCCCACUGAGUACACAGAGGUUCCUUUGGGUGCUCUGGACAUCGCUGCUGCUGACAGUCUGACACUUUCUCCUCAUCAUGAAGGAAGCGAUGCUGGAGACACAGAGCGGCUGGAAGAGCUUCCUCUGUGUAGCUGCAGGAUGGAGGCUCCUCGAGUCGACAGCUCCAGCCACCGCGUCAGCAGACAGUGUAUGGCAACUGAGAGCAUCAAUGGAGAGCUGAGGGCUUGUACCAGUCAUACGAUAAAAGGGGAGACCAUGCGGCCAUCAAGUCGGGUGUCUCUCAUGGUGCUUUGUGACGUCCAUCGCUCACACAUGGUCAAACACCACUGCUGUCCUGGAUGUGGAUACUUCUGCAUAGCGGGCACGUUUCUUGAGUGUUGCCCAGACCAGCGCAUCGCUCACCGUUUCCACCGGGGUUGUGUGACGGUGCUGGGCGGCGGGCGCAGCAGAGCAAACGGUGGCGGUAUGCUUUUCUGUCCCCACUGCGGUGAAGAUGCCUCCGAGGCCCAGGAGGUCACCAUCCCCUCCUUCAGCUCGGCCACAACCUCCGCAACCACUGUCGUCACCAUGUCGGCCUCGUCCACCACCACCCCAUCUCUGCCGCCGUCCACCCCCUCAGCGCCCUCUCUUACAGCCUCAACGGGCGGAAUGAAGGACGGGAAAAUGCCCGAAAGACCUGUCAGCGCACGUAUGCGUAGCCAUGGUUUGAUAAAACUGGCAGUGGAGCAGCAGCCCCCGCAACCUGUAGCUUCUGCUGCAACUGUGGCCACUGUGCCCCCAGCAGAGGAGGGUGUGGACAGCGUGGGGCCCUCUCUCUGUAUGCCAAAUGGGAAACCCGUCAGCCCCAGUGCUCUUCCACCUGGGCCCAGCAGGGCGUCGCUACAGAAGGCCAUUCUCACACAGGAAACUGAGAGGAAGAAGAAACUGAGGUUCCACCCCCGCCAGCUUUAUCCUGCUGCUAAGCAAGGAGAGGUGCAGAGAGUUCUGCUCAUGCUGAUGGAGGGCAUAGAUCCAACGUACCAGCCUGACUCUCAGAACAGACGCUCUGCUCUACAUGCUGCAGCUCAGAGAGGUCUGCUGGAAGUCUGCUACAUGCUCGUACAGGCUGGUGCUCAAGUGGAUGCCCAGGACAAAGACCUGAGGACCCCUCUGUUGGAGGCGAUCAUCAACAAUCACAUUGAGGUGGCUCACUACCUGGUCCAGAAUGGCGCCUGUGUCUAUCAUGUUGAGGAGGAUGGAUAUACUGGCCUCCACCACGCAGCCAAGCUUGGAAACCUGGAAACUGUUAACAUGCUUCUGGAGACGGGGCAGGUGGAUGUAAAUGCACAGGACAGCGGUGGCUGGACGCCGAUCAUCUGGGCUGCAGAGCACAAACACGUAGACGUGAUAAAAGCACUGCUGAACAGAGGAGCUGAUGUCACCAUUAAUGAUAAAUCCAAUCUUUCCCUUCAGGAGCUGAAUGUGUGUCUCCACUGGGCGGCGUAUGCAGGCAAUGUGGAUAUAGCAGAGCUGGUGUUGAACUCCGGCUGCUCCCUCACGUCAGUUAACAUGCACGGAGACACGCCGCUCCACAUCGCUGCCAGAGAGGGCUACUUGGAGUGUGUUACGUUGUUCCUCUCCAGAGGGGCCGACAUCGACAUUAUGAACAGGGAGGGAGACACGCCUCUCACCCUCGCACGGGCCGACACGCCGGUGUGGGUGGCACUCCAGAUCAACAGGAAGCUAAGAAGAGGAAUAACCAAUCGCAUGCUUCGGACUGAAAGGAUAAUUUGCAGGGACGUUGCACAGGGCUAUGAGAACGUACCGAUUCCUUGUGUGAAUGCAGUGGAUGACGAGGGCUGUCCUUCAGACUACAAAUAUGUUUCAGAAAACUGUGAAACUUCAGCAAUGAACAUAGACCGCAAUAUUACACACUUACAGCACUGUAGCUGCACUGAUGACUGCUCAUCUAGUAACUGCCUCUGCGGACAGCUCAGUAUCCGCUGCUGGUAUGACAAGGACCAGCGACUGCUCCAGGAGUUCAACAAAAUUGAACCUCCACUUAUAUUUGAAUGCAACAUGGCGUGUUCCUGCUACCGAACAUGCAAGAACAGGGUGGUACAAGCAGGCAUCAAAGUUCGUCUUCAGCUGUACAGGACAGAGAAGAUGGGCUGGGGAGUCCGAGCUCUGCAGGAUAUUCCCCAGGGAAGCUUCAUCUGCGAAUAUGUUGGGGAGCUGAUCUCCGAUGCAGAGGCAGAUGUUAGAGAAGAUGACUCCUACCUGUUUGACCUGGACAACAAGGACGGGGAGGUGUAUUGUAUCGACGCCCGCUACUAUGGAAACAUCAGCCGCUUUAUCAACCACCUGUGUGACCCAAACCUCAUCCCAGUGCGUGUGUUCAUGCUGCACCAGGACUUGAGGUUCCCCCGCAUCGCCUUCUUCAGCUCCAGGGACAUCCUCAGCGGGCAAGAGCUAGGGUUCGACUAUGGAGACCGCUUUUGGGACAUUAAGAGCAAGUAUUUCACCUGUCAGUGUGGAUCAGAGAAAUGCAAACACUCAGCUGAGGCCAUCGCCUUGGAGCAGAACAGACUGGCUCGACUGGAAGCUUGUCCAGAAUCGGGAGCUGACUGUGGGAUGACCAUGCUGGGAAACUCUUAAAAACAUUUACCCACGGGGGCCUUUGGAUUAACCACAUCCAUUUCACAUGUACUCGCAGUGGAAAUACACCUUGAGGGUUUCAUCAUGUUAAAAAUUCUGUUCUGUGUUUGAUGCAUGGUGCUGUUUUUUUUUCUACUUGAAAUGUCCCUUUUUCUUUUCAUACUUGCCACCUCUUUUAAAGUUGAUCAUUUUGGAUAUGGGCCUUAACAUGUUUUAAACUGUGGGUAUUUUGAAGGAAACAGGUGAUGAUCCUGUACAUACAGUAUGUUUACUGUAUAUUUUAAGAUCUCCUUUUGCCCUGACACAUGAAGUCUGUGCAUUAGGAGUCUGCCAUAAUGCAACUGUCAUAAAUAUAUAUUUUCUGUCGUGCCAACAACCGCAAUGCAUUUUUACACAGUACAGUAAUGGGGUCAACAGUUAGCCCAUACUGGACUCAAUAAGGACCUGAGGGAUAGCGUUGUUUUUGGAUGAUGGCGUUAGCUUUAUUUUCUUUAUUUUUGUACGUAUUGUUCUUUCUUUAUCACAUUUAGUGUAAUAAAUUAGCUCAUGAGUUGA